GGGCCCGACUCGGCCGGAGGUGUGCUGGGAGGGUCAGACAUGGCUGCGGUGCCCUCUGCGUCGGACGCUGUCCUCAUCCCUGCUUUUAGUGCCUCUGACAGCGCUGCACCGUUACUGCAUCUGCCUGCCCGGCGCCACCCACGAUGGGCUACACUCUCUGGUUCUAGGUCCCCAUCACCCUCUCCACGCUGCAUUGUGCACUGACGGCCAGCUGACCAGGAUGCGGCACCAUGGGCGUCGCCAUAAUCUCCGGCGUCCGAGCCAGCUUGGACGCGAAGGCCGCGACGGGCUUCCUCCCCGCCGCGAAGUGGGAAUCACACACGCCGGGCACGCUCACUCCCCGCGAGCCUGAAGACGAGUCGCUCCCCUCGCGCUUCCUCGCGUGCGUCAGCAGCGAGGACAGCGCCAAAAAGCUGCGCGCAGCAUUCCACUCCCCCAGCACCCUCGGGUACCAGGUCGAGAUCGUGAAAGGCCAAAAUGCGCAGGCAGUGCAGUCAGCCGACGUAGUCAUCCUUUGCUGCAAGCCGCAGCAGGCACACAACAUCCUGAAUGAACCGGGGGUGAAGGAGGCGCUAGACGGCAAGCUCCUCAUCAGCAUUCUCGCGGGAGUGACCAUCUCCCAGAUCGCAGCAUGGGUCCUCCCCUCGACGAAGGUGAUCCGGGCGAUGCCCAACACGCCGUGUAAAAUUAGAGAAGGGAUGACGGUCGUCAGCACCCUCCCCCCGUCCUCGACCCAGGAGCUAGACAAGUCCAUCAUCCUCAACAUCUUCUCCUCGAUCGGCCGCUGCCGGAUCCUGGAAGAGAAACACUUCGACGCAUGCACGGCGCUCGCGGGGUCGGGCCCCGCCUUUGCCUGCAUCUUCCUAGAGGCGAUGGCCGACGGAGGCGUCAUGAUGGGCCUGCCGCGCGCGGAGGCGCUGGAGCUCGCCGCACAGACGCUGCAAGGGGCUGCGCGCAUGACGCUUCAAUUGGGCAUGCAUCCGGCCCAGUUGAAGGAUUCUGUCACCACUCCUGGAGGUUGUACGAUUGCAGGCCUGCUUGCCAUGGAGGACGGCCGAGUACGUUCCACAAUCGCUCGUGCCAUACAGGUAGCCACGGAGAGAGCCUCAGAAUUGGGACAACCGGCCAAACACUAAUCUUAGCCACCAUCAGCCUCGAUAGUCGGUGGAUGUGAUU
Messenger RNA from Fomitopsis serialis, 1176 nucleotides. RefSeq names its product pyrroline-5-carboxylate reductase. The record is from RefSeq and is a predicted model, not a curated record. Gene Ontology annotation, biological process: L-proline biosynthetic process. The transcript has 5 exons. Gene Ontology annotation, molecular function: pyrroline-5-carboxylate reductase activity. Bases 231 to 1136 code for a protein of 301 amino acids. Lineage: Eukaryota; Fungi; Basidiomycota; Agaricomycetes; Polyporales; Fomitopsidaceae.